Molecule: messenger RNA, 1657 nt
Organism: Myotis davidii
Lineage: Eukaryota; Metazoa; Chordata; Mammalia; Chiroptera; Vespertilionidae
Gene: POLR3G
Product: polymerase (RNA) III (DNA directed) polypeptide G (32kD)
Exons: 10
Coding region: 889-1557 (222 amino acids)
Biological process (GO): transcription by RNA polymerase III; cell population proliferation
Cellular component (GO): RNA polymerase III complex
Source: RefSeq, a predicted model, not a curated record
GGGAGGAAGAGGGAGGAAGUUGCAGUGGAGAGAAUGGUAAUUAAGACAUGAUUACAGAAGACUGAGUCAGCAGGGUAGGUGCAACCAUCUUAAAAGGAUUUUGAAUACUUAGAUAGGUAGUUUGGAUUUAAUUCUCUAGCCAAGAGGGAAGAAGAAGAGAGGAGCAUAAUCAGAACUAGGCUUUAUAUAUAUGAAUAAAAACUAUUGAAUAAUAUGGAAGAAUAAAUUAAACAGGAAGAACACAGGAUACCACAAAAUUUGCAGUUAAAAGAGGUGGGGAAGGACAGCUGGAUUAUGGUAGAAGAAAUGAAAAGGGAGAGACAUUUUGAAGGAAGAAUUAGAUGUAUGAUUUGAUAGGAGGGGUGGAACAGAAUGAGAAAUUGAUACUGACUCACUCGAAAUCUUCAAAUAUUGGUGACUGGGGAAAUAAUAUACAAUGGAUAAAAACAGGGAUCUUAUACAUGAAAGACAAGUUAGCUUGUGUAGAGGGAAGAUUAUCUCUGAGAUUAAGUUUAAGGUGUUAUCCAAAUAUUCUUUGAGUUGUAAGUGCAUGGGCUGAAACUGAGGACAAAGGUUAUUAGUGCUGGAGGUAAUGAUGUGGGCAAGGUCCUCAAAUCCCAAGAAUGGGAGAAUUUUCUGAAGACCAAAAACAAAAAGAAAAGCAGAAGACCAAAGAUUAAACCUUAAGGAAAUUUAUUUUUAGGGGGUUUAAGAAGAGAAAUAGACCAAUAAAAUGAUCAGUGGGGUAGAAGAACCUGGAGUUUUAUUAGAGCCCACGAAUGAGAAUUUCCAUAGAGAGGAGGCAGUAAUGAGCUGUGUGCUUUGGAAGUCCAAGAGCGUGAACAAAGACAAAAGAAUUUUCCCACAUUUCUGGUAUAACUAGUUCCAAUGGCUGGGAAUAAAGGAAGAGGACGUGCUGCUUAUACCUUCAAUAUUGAGGCAGUUGGAUUUAGCAGAGGUGAAAGGUUACCUGAUGUAGUAUUGAAACCACCCCCACUAUUUCCUGAUACAGAUUAUAAACCAGUGCCACUGAAAACAGGAGAGGGUGAAGAUUAUAUGCUGGCCUUAAAACAGGAGUUGAGAGAAACUGUGAAAAGAAUGCCUUACUUUAUAGAAACACCUGAAGAAAAGCAAGAUAUUGAAAGAUAUAGUAAAAGAUAUAUGAAGGUGUACAAAGAAGAGUGGAUACCAGAUUGGAGAAGACUCCCAAGAGAGAUGAUGCCAAGGAAAAAAUUCAAAAAAGGUCCCAAAUCCAAAAAGGUGAACAAUACUGGCAAAGACACUUCACUCACUAAUACUGCAGAUGUAUUGAAAAAAAUUGAGGAAUUGGAAAAAAGAGGUGAUGGUGAAAAAUCAGAUGAGGAAAAUGAAGAAAAAGAAGGAAGCAAGGAGAAAAGUAAGGAAGAUGAUGAUGAGGAGGAAGAUGAUGCUGCAGAACAAGAGGAAUAUGAUGAAGAAGAGCAAGAAGAGGAAAAUGACUACAUUAAUUCAUACUUUGACAACGGAGAUGAUUUUAUCGUAGACAGUGAUGACAACAUGGAUGAAGCAACCUAUUAGCUAUGAAGUUUCCCAAAAAAUAUUUCUAUGAUACAGCUUCUGAGCAUUUGGACAGAUUUAUUUCCUUAUUUCUGAUAAGGAAUGAAAUCUUCCCACAUUU